Molecule: messenger RNA, 2173 nt
Organism: Drosophila biarmipes
Lineage: Eukaryota; Metazoa; Arthropoda; Insecta; Diptera; Drosophilidae
Product: sodium-coupled monocarboxylate transporter 1
Exons: 10
Coding region: 216-2039 (607 amino acids)
Biological process (GO): sodium ion transport; transmembrane transport
Cellular component (GO): membrane
Molecular function (GO): symporter activity
Source: RefSeq, a predicted model, not a curated record
GAAAUCAGUGUGAAAAAGUAGCUGAAGCCUCCCACUGCCAUGUGUUAUAUUUUUAAUGACAAUAACUUUAAUAUGUGAUUAACAUUUGUGUGGCAUUUAUAUUCUUUUCUUGUCAUAGUUUGUUUCUAUGUUUACGUUCAUCCAUAUUAAUAACGACCUAAUGGAAAAUGUAUAAUAUCGUACCUCAGGAAACAGGAAAAUAAUACCGUCAAAUCAUGGAUAACUACAGAUUCGGCACGAUAGACUACAUAGUGCUUCUGGGAGUGACGGUAUUAUCUACUGGUACGGGAAUUUACUUUGGUAGCUUAAGGAAACCCCAGAAAAAACGGCAAGAUGUGAAUGUUCCCCGGCCCAGUCGAAAGCAAAAUCUUGGGUCUGAAAAAAUAGACGAAUACCUUUUGGGUUCUCGGAAUAUGAAAGUGGUUCCAGUAGCCAUUAGUCUUAUAGGCAGCUACGUUUCAGGCGUUACCAUUAUAGGCACACCUUCAGAGAUCUACCAUUAUGGCACGCAGUACUUUCUUGUUGUCAUAGGAAUAAUGCUCCAAGGAAUUGCCCUCUCCUUCAUUUAUUUACCCGUGUACUCGGCUCUUAAAGUUGGUUCAGCCUUCGAGUACUUGGAGUUGCGAUUUAACUCGAGUGUUAGAGGCGUGUCUUCUUUCAUGUCUAUUUUCUCUACAUUUACAUAUAUGCCAUUCGUUGUAUUUGUUCCGGCGUUAUCCUUAAAUCAGGUUUCAGGCCUAAACCUUAACCUGAUUGAAGUGGUAGUUAUAUUAUCUUGCGUUAUUUAUACCUUCAUGGGUGGUCUCAAGGCUGUGGUCCACACGGAUGUCUGGCAAGUGGUGGUUAUGUUUCUUUCCAUGGUGGCAGUAGCUGUUUUAGCCAUAUACUACUCCAAUGGGUUGGGAGCCAUUUUCGACGAUGUGGAAAAGGGUGGACGAUUAAUACUCACCAACACGAAUCCCUCACCAUAUGUACGCCACACCGUUUGGAGCGCUAUUAUCGGAGGCUUCUCAUACUUUACCGCCAUUAAUGCCUGUGGUCAACACAUGGUACAGCGGUAUAUGUCACUACCGUCGCUAAAGAAAUGCCAACAGGCCUCUUUUCUUUUCACGAUUGGAGUGGCUAUCUUUGUGUCCGUCUGUUGUUUUUCCGGAUUGCUCAUUUUUUCCAAGUACAAGGAUUGUGAUCCCCUGAGUGCUGGACUUAUUACGAAUGACGAUCAACUUAUGCCGCUGUUUGUCGUCCAAAGUAUGGGUCAUUUAUAUGGGAUGCCUGGCCUAUUUAUAGCCGGAAUUUUCGGAGCUGGCCUAAGUUCUCUUUCGUCCUGUUUCAAUACGAUUUCCUUGGUGUUUUUGGAAGACAUAGUUCGUGGUUUCUUCAAAAGGCAGCCCAGCGAGAGGGUAUCAACUAUACUCAUCAAAUCGAGUAUUAUAUUCCAGGGAGUUCUGACUUUUUUUCUCGUAUUUCUGCUACAUUACUUGCGAGGCAUUUUGAGUGUUUGCACCUCGAUUGCGUCCAUCGCUAGUGGUACUUUUUUGGGUAUAUUUACCCUGGGAAUGCUGGUUCCUUGGGCCAAUACGACUGGCGCUGCAGUGGGAGGAAUAUCGAGCAUCCUGCUGGCAGGAUGGAUUACGUUUGGAUCGCAGAUUGCGGCAGCCUCGGGACAACUCAAAUCACAGAUGCUUCCCGUUUCGGUGGAGGGAUGUUUGGGCAAUGUGACUAUCCCAGAAGAACACUGGGUGGAUCAGGAUGAGGUGUUCCCACUGUACCGCCUUUCAUACCAAUGGAUAAAUCCCAUUGGGCUGGUCACAGCCUUGGUGGUGGGUGCAUUGGUAUCGCUCGUAACAAAACCCACCGAUAUUAAGAGUCUUAGAGCAGAAUUGAUGUCGCCAGUGAUCCAUAGAUUUCUACCCAAGGAAUGCUUUGAGGCUUGCAACCAAAAUCUAGACACUCCAGAGACCCUUCUGAAUCAAGUGCUUCAGGAAUAUGAAGAAGAUUUCAUUGUUAGUCCCUUAAGAAAUAAGAAUUCAUUCAAAUAACAUAUUAAUAAAUUACAAUUUAAAAAUGUAUAUGUAUAUGUAUGUAUAUACAUUUUAUAAAGCAUUUAACAAAAUUUUUUUAGUUACAUAUAAACCAACAAAGUUGAAGAAUAAAUUCAAAUUUAAGAGCAGAA